AUGCUUUCUAUCCUCGUUCUCACGACCACUUUCGCUGCUGCGGUAUUGGGCAGCCCUUACAACCAGCCACCGACGCCUACCAUUACUCCUGCACCUGAAUUGGUCGUACGUCAAUGUGGUGGCGUGGCUACCCACGUUGUCGCAAAGGGAGAAACACUCUCAAGAAUUGCCGUUGGGCUCGGGGUUGGCGUUUGCAAUAUCGCUGCAUCGAACCAUAUCGAAAACAUUAACACCAUCUACGAAUCGCAAACCCUCACCGUAAGACCUUCUGGAUGCGAGGCUGUUAAUAAUGGACCUGCAUGCACGCUCAUGCCCAAGCUUGCAUCAGUCCACGUAGCUGUUGCUGGGGAUACCUUGUGGAAACUAGCUGUUGCUCAGGGUAUUCCGCUGGCUUCCAUUCUUGCUGCAAACCCACUUAUUGCAAGCAAUGCGAUCCCUGUCGGGCAAGCGAUAGUUAUCCCAAUAGCACUCUAG
Molecule: messenger RNA, 474 nt
Organism: Bipolaris victoriae FI3
Lineage: Eukaryota; Fungi; Ascomycota; Dothideomycetes; Pleosporales; Pleosporaceae
Exons: 2
Coding region: 1-474 (157 amino acids)
Source: RefSeq, a predicted model, not a curated record